UCUGCAGCUGGGCGGAUAUAGGGAAUUGUGCUACAUAAACACGCAGCUAGACACGCUAUCACACAGCUACAUUCCACUGCUUGAGAUACAUUUUAGCAUUUGUUAAUCUUCGCUGCUUCAGUCCAUAUGCCAGCUGGCAUUCAGUAACCUGAGCUAGAGAUAUACCUGGAACCCGAAUAAGGUUAGUGUGACACGCUGGCCGCACGCACUACUUGCUGCUGUUCACCUGUACAAGCAUGGGUUUAGGCAGACAUAAGCUGGUAUUGUUAGUCCUGGUUCUCUCCGUUACAGUCCUUCUCUACCUGCUUCUCCCUUCUGGACAACCUGAAGAAGAUGGGCACAAAGCAGAGAUCCCCAGAUCAGACCCCCAGAACCCCAUGAACAUCACAGUGCGCACUGCAACCUUGACAGGGGAAUGGCCUACCUUCUACAGGGAGGCGAUGCCACGUAACGCAAUGGAAGGGGCAGAGAGGUUCACCGUGCUCCUGUUACAUGGUCAAGCAUUUACUUCAAAAACAUGGGAGGCUCUGGGAACGUUAAGCAUCCUCGCGGAACAUGGAUACCGCGCUGUGGCUAUUGACUUACCAGGUUAUGGGGAGUCUCUACAUGCGCAGCCAAUGUCCUCCGAAAAAGGCCGUACUGAUUAUCUCCUGCAUGUCAUGGAGGCUCUGAGCACACACCACCCCGUCCUCAUCACUCCCUCCAUGAGUGGUCUCUUCUCUCUACCGGUUCUCUUGCAGCACCCAGAUCGUUUGCGAGGGUUCGUUCCCAUUGCUCCUGUUGGAACGAAGAGCUUCAAACCACAGCAGUACCAGCAGAUAAAGGUGCCCUCCCUCAUCGUGUACGGGACACUGGACACUAACCUGGGCAGCCAGUCCCGGGAGAGCCUGCAGCUGUUGCCAAAUCACACCCUGAUCCCCCUAAAAGGGGCCGGACACGCGUGUUACUUGGACAGGCCGGAAGAGUUUCACGCAGCGCUACUGAUGUUCCUGAGCAAGUUGUGAUCCCCCAGGCCAGGAAAUCUGGAGUUAUUGGGGUAAAACUGGUGCCCAACCGGUGAAGGGGGUAAAAGAGAUCCUCUCCGCUUGCAGUGUUUGCUCUUUUUGUGAAAUAAGAAGAGAUGAUGCGUGUCCACCUGGGGCAGAAGACUUUGAACUUUGGCCUGUGUAUAUAUAGAGGGAGAUGGGGGGGGUCUAUUAAAUUAUUGCAUGGGUGGGUUUUGGAGAAACAUUAACGCAUCUGGGUGGGUGUGUAGAAGACACUAGGUGGGAGAAAGGCCAAGAUGGAAAGACUAAAAGGACCACAUUACUCUGAUUCUCAUGAUAGAACAUGCAAACUUUCCAAACGAUGAAUCCCUUCUUCCUCCUGGUAAAUCUCAGCGAUGGACAACGUUUGAUGAGCGGAUCACGUUAUGCUUAUACCUGGUACAGGGUUAGUAUGGGAAGCCACAUCUUUAUAACUAGAAUGCAGCUAGAUUUUUUCUUUUUCUCUAUAUUCUUUUUUUUUUUUGCAUCCAGAAUUCAUUGCAUUGAUCUGUUGUUUCUUCCCAAUGACGUAUACGCUUCACGAUGUAUGUCUAGGAAUUAAUGGCGGGCCACGUCAUUCAGUAGUGAGGUCCGUAUUAUGUGUGGUUUUCAUUAAAGGAACAUUUUCAACUAAA
Spea bombifrons (plains spadefoot toad) is the source of this 1660-nucleotide messenger RNA. RefSeq names its product protein ABHD14A-like. The record is from RefSeq and is a predicted model, not a curated record. NCBI's taxonomy places the organism in Eukaryota, Metazoa, Chordata, Amphibia, Anura, Pelobatidae. The transcript has 4 exons. The coding region runs from base 237 to 1004 and encodes 255 amino acids. Gene Ontology annotation, cellular component: cytoplasm.